GGCCGGGCCCUGGGAGCAUGAGCGGGCAGCGAGUGGACGUGAAGGUCGUGAUGCUUGGCAAGGAGUAUGUGGGCAAGACCAGCCUCGUGGAGAGAUACGUGCACGAUCGCUUUUUGGUGGGGCCCUAUCAGAAUACCAUUGGGGCAGCAUUUGUGGCCAAGGUGAUGUCUGUGGGAGACAGGACAGUGACACUAGGCAUUUGGGACACAGCUGGCUCUGAGCGCUAUGAGGCCAUGAGUCGAAUCUAUUAUCGUGGUGCCAAGGCAGCCAUUGUCUGCUAUGAUCUUACAGACAGCAGCAGUUUUGAACGAGCCAAAUUCUGGGUGAAAGAGCUUCAGAGUUUAGAGGAAAGCUGUCAGAUCUACCUGUGUGGCACCAAGAGUGACCUUCUGGAGGAAGAUCGAAGAUUGCGCCGCGUUGACUUCCAUGAUGUCCAAGAUUAUGCGGAUGACAUAAAAGCUCAACUCUUUGAGACAUCUAGCAAGACAGGCCAGAGUGUGGAUGAGCUAUUCCAGAAGGUGGCAGAGGAUUAUGUCAGCGUGGCUGCCUUCCAACUGAUGACAGAAGAUAAAGGCGUUGACUUGGGUCAGAAGGGCAACACCUACUUCUACAGUUGCUGUCAUCACUGAGAGCCACUCUGUCACCUGGAAGGGGCCCUGCUCGACCCUUGGCUGCUCUCUGCUGGUUGAGGGGCUGUAUGAGCUACCCACAGUCUCAGAGGCAGAAAGGGACAGCCAUGCCUCCUGCCUGUGCUGGCCCAGGAUCAGAGGCGGCAGCAGCAGACUGAAAGGCGAGAGGAAGCCAAUUCUGACUCUGGGCUCUCUGCUAUUUGCUGGGCAAUGCUUGUACCUCUGCACAUAAUUUAAGUGUCUUCUGCCUUGUAAAUAAAGUCCCUCCCCACCUCCCCACCUCCUUACUAUUUCUUGGGGAGGAAGGAAUGUGUUUAUGUGGGAAGGAAAAAUUCCUUAAGAUUGUUCCUCUUUACCUGAGGACAGGGCCUUAGAGCACAGAUUGUGUAACAGAAUAUCUAGUUGGCCUCUGAUUGUGACUGGCCUAAUGCAAUGUACUGAAAAGUUCCUUUUUCUAGUUUUCUCCUAGGCGAAAUACAGGGUUCCUGUUUAUGG
Molecule: messenger RNA, 1124 nt
Organism: Dromiciops gliroides (monito del monte)
Lineage: Eukaryota; Metazoa; Chordata; Mammalia; Microbiotheria; Microbiotheriidae
Gene: RAB24
Product: RAB24, member RAS oncogene family
Exons: 8
Coding region: 18-629 (203 amino acids)
Molecular function (GO): GTP binding; GTPase activity
Source: RefSeq, a predicted model, not a curated record